Molecule: messenger RNA, 1631 nt
Organism: Magallana angulata
Lineage: Eukaryota; Metazoa; Mollusca; Bivalvia; Ostreida; Ostreidae
Exons: 10
Coding region: 188-1453 (421 amino acids)
Biological process (GO): chromosome segregation; mitotic cell cycle
Cellular component (GO): outer kinetochore; spindle microtubule
Source: RefSeq, a predicted model, not a curated record
AAAACACGUACGACUUGAUUAAUUCGAAACGCGCGCCGAUUUCAAAUUUGUGAAAAUAAUAUAGAAUCUACAUUUUAUUUAAAGACAGAGGUAAGGUAAACAAAUUCACGAUCUAUGAAACAUAGGGGUCUGGGUGGCUGCUGUUGGAGAAACACUUGAUAGUGAGGCAGUAACCAAUCAUUGAACCAUGAACGGCGACUCUUUCUUCCGACAACUGAAGCAGCUUUGCCGUGUGGUGGAGCAGGGGCUACAGGAAGUGAGCGAUGAGGUCGACAAUAACCGAUCCAAGCGCGGGCCGGCGGGCGCCAACAAAAAGAUCAUGGAUCUGAAAUCGGAUGUCGAGGAGAUGCAGAAUCAAGGGACACAACUACUGCAGAAAAUGGAAAUGGAUGGCAAAAAGUUUGACAAGAUUUUGAGGAUCUCCAAGCAGUACAUUGAGAUACACAGACAGAGAGUACAGAAAACGGAGGAGUACCUGGCUAAAUACGGAUACCAGAAACCAGAUAUCAAGCCAAAGGAAGAGGAAAGAGAGGAACCAGUUGAAGACAAAGAGAGCCAGUGUAGUGGGGACCAGAAAACGAUUGACAGCAGCACAACACCCAAGAGGGAGAGAUCACCCUCCAAGGGCCCCCGUACCCCCAAACCUGAGGACUUUGGCCUGAGCAGUCUGACCCUGAGUGCCUGUAAACGUCCGGAAAAAACACAGGUGUUCACCUACCCAGAUGUCGGCUCCCACAGGAGUACUAAGCUGGACUCAGUUCCUGACAUUUUCCAACACGACGGACUUCAAGUCACACCUGGACUUCUGGGCGGAAACUAUUCCUCACCCUGCUGGAAAAAAGAUGAUAAAAAGUUUCUGGUCCCUAAACUUCAAGACAGUGCAUUCAGAAAGGUAGAUAAAGAAAACUAUGACAGUUCACAAAGCCCCAUUCCAAGAUUCAAAGCAAUGGCUUCUGGGAUUGGAAAGGAGUUUCAGGAUAUUACGGGAAUCCAUCGCCUCCCUAACACUCCGGAGCUAACCACAACAAAGAUCUUUAACCCCGCUCUCAGACCUUUCCACGACACCCCUGACCAGCAGAGACAACCCCCCAAACACAGGAGUAACCUCACCCCAGAUUCACCCUUCUUCCUAAAGAAAUACAAGACAGCAGAGGCUCAUUUCACCAGUACUGGAACUGAAGUGCAGAAUCCUCCUAGAAUGCCACAACAGCCUCCCAUAAUGCAACAGCAACCACCCACAAUGCCAGUGCAGCCUUCAGUGAUGUCACACCAAUUUCCCACAAUGCCACAGCAGCCUCCCAUGAUGCAACAGCAGCUUCCCACAAUGCCUCAACAACCCUCCACAGUGCUACAGCACUUAGAGAGUCGUAGUGGAGCAGAACUAUUGAAUGAAAUGCCCCAGAUGCCAAAGUUGAAGGGAAAAUACAGCAUCUUUACAGAUAUACACAGCUAGAAUGUGUAAAAUUGAGGCAGUGAUUGUAGAUUGUAGAUGAAUUACACAGGACAUCUGACUGUCUUUGUUGUGAGCAUUAAGACUUCCUACUAUAGAAAACGAGUAUGGAUCAGAUUCAUGAUGUUUGCAACUAGCUGCUCAUAUGAUAUGCAUUAAACCAGUAAAUAGUGAAAAUAUG